Messenger RNA from Phymastichus coffea, 7624 nucleotides. RefSeq names its product bifunctional heparan sulfate N-deacetylase/N-sulfotransferase (gene sfl). The record is from RefSeq and is a predicted model, not a curated record. Gene Ontology annotation, molecular function: deacetylase activity; heparan sulfate N-sulfotransferase activity. Gene Ontology annotation, cellular component: Golgi apparatus. Bases 747 to 3476 code for a protein of 909 amino acids. The transcript is spliced from 13 exons. Lineage: Eukaryota; Metazoa; Arthropoda; Insecta; Hymenoptera; Eulophidae.
GCACGACAGUUGGACGCCGGUCGCGUAGCCAGGAUGGCCGGAGGUUCGUCGUUGUUGUCGCCUUGUAUACAGUACCAGUUGAACCAUUACAACAGCUGUCGUGUCACUGUAACAAGUGUAUUUGUUUAGUCAUUCGUCGCCGUAUUUGAGAUUGCAAGUGCACAAGACUGAGAGUGUAAAUUGAAAAAAAAAUAGUAAAAGCAAAUCGAGAGUAGUGCACAUAACCUUCAAAUAGGAAGCAGUAAGAGAGAAAGAGGUACAGAAGAAAUGAGAAAGAGAGAGUUGUUGUGUUACGACGACGACCACGGCUGCGCAUUUACUUAGAGGUUAGGUUUGAUUCCCGGACAACUACUUCUCUCGCCCACGAAAACAUCCUCUUCGACGUGUGGACUUCUCCAAGAUUCAAGGCCGCAACACUGCUAUAUACAUUCACUGUGCGCUACUCUGAGGAUGCUGCUACUAACAUGAACAAUGGAUUCUCAGCAGAAGCGGCGGACUGUAAAAUUGACGUGAAAGCCACGUAAUUGAUCGACAUAAUCGAUCGAUUACGAAUGAAGCCGUGAUCUACAGCAGCUAAGAGUAACACCAUCAAGAAACAUACAGUAUACGCAGUUGAAAUCAUAUAUAUCCGUGUAAGCAAUCGAUGAUGGGCUAGUUUGGUGAGCCGGAGGUGGCGGUAAUCGUCGCGCUUUUUCGUCGUCGCCAAGAAGAGAUGGCCGUUGAACGCAGUAAAUGGCGCAAGUGUGAUGCGCCUCCCGACUGUUGCUAGGCUGAAGACGAUCGAAUUGGCAGCGUUGGCCAGGAUCGUCGUCAUGAAGAUCACAACGGGCGAGGCUGUGGUGCCGUUACUCGGUGCCAUCGCGCCCAGAUAUGUUGUCAAGCAGGCCACUGUCAAGAGGUGCGUUGCAGCGCUACUUCUUGUUUCUGUGGCCAGUAUAUUUUACUAUACACACUACAUCAUCAGCAGUCCCUUGUCCAGUUUGAUCCAUCGAGACACGAGACCAGAGCCAGCGAUACGUUGUUCGACGCUCAAGGGAGCAACGCGACUCCCAAAGGCACCGGACCACCGUAGUGAAGCGCGACUAAGGAUCGACCCUAAAGUCCUGGUCUUCGUCGAGACUUUGUACUCCAGGCUUGGCCGCGAAAUCGCUGAGCUACUCGUCUACAACCGGAUCAAAUAUAAGGUGGAAGUGGCUGGGAAGUCGCUGCCAGUGUUGACGAACUUGGACAAAGGGCGCUACGGAGUGUUGAUCUUCGAGAACCUGAACAAAUACUUGCAGAUGGACAAGUGGAAUCGCGAGCUACUUGACAAAUAUUGCCGUGAAUAUUCGGUCGGGAUAGUCGGUUUCACGCCACCCGGAGAGGAAAGCCUUGUUGGAGCGCAACUCAAGGGUUUUCCUCUCUUUGUACAUACCAAUCUUAGGCUAAAGGAUGCUCAGUUGAACGCUGCGUCGCCGAUACUGAGGUUAACGAGGGCUGGCGAGACGGCAUGGGGACCGCUGCCUGGAUACGACUGGACAAUUUUUCAGCCUAAUCACAGUACCUACGAGCCACUCGCUUGGGCCCAUAGGGAUAGUAUUGAUUACGUGACUAAUCGUAGUCCUUUGGCUACUGUUAUACAAGAUCAUGGUCGCUACGACGGAAUUCAGCGUGUUUUAUUCGGUGGUGGUCUAAAGUUCUGGCUACACAAGCUGCUACUAUUGGAUUCGCUGUCGUAUCUGUCGCACGGUCAACUAAGUCUAAGUCUCAACCGCAUGAUUCUCGUCGACGUGGACGAUAUAUUUGUCGGUGAGAAAAGCACGAGAUUGAAAAAAGACGACGUACUCGCAUUACUGGCCACACAACAAAGGAUACAAACUAUGGUGCCGGGGUUCAAAUUCAAUUUGGGGUUUUCCGGCAAGUACUUUCAUCACGGGACGGCAGAGGAGAAUUCGGGGGACGAUAUGAUACUCGAGAACGUCGACAGAUUUACGUGGUUUUCCCACAUGUGGAAUCACCAACAACCCCAUCUCUACGAGAAUGUGACCCACCUGAUGUUGGACAUGGCGCUGAACAAGCAGUUCGCCAAAGAUCACGGCAUACCGACCGUAAGCGGUUACAGCGUAAGUCCUCAUCACUCGGGCGUUUAUCCCGUACACGAAGGUCUCUACGAAGCUUGGAAGAAGGUCUGGAACAUUAAAGUUACAAGCACUGAAGAGUAUCCUCAUCUCAGACCAGCGAGACUCAGACGAGGCUUCGUACAUCGUGGCAUUAUGGUACUACCACGUCAGACGUGUGGUCUAUUUACGCAUACAAUAUUUAUCGAGAGGUAUCCCGGCGGUCGAGAUAAGCUCGACGAGUCGAUCCAGGGUGGCGAACUAUUCCAGACUAUCGUUUACAAUCCGAUAAAUAUUUUUAUGACGCACAUGUCGAACUACGGUAACGAUCGACUGGCGCUAUACACUUUCGAGUCUGUCAUCAAGUUUAUUCAGUGUUGGACGAAUCUCAGGCUAUCGAGUGCACCACCGUUGCAGCUUGGCGAGAGGUACUUUCAACUAUAUCCUGAAGAAACUGAUCCUGUCUGGGGUAAUCCUUGUGAUGAUCCACGCCAUCAGAGGAUAUGGUCGAAAAAUAAAACUUGUGAUCAACUACCUAAAUUUUUGGUGAUCGGACCUCAGAAGACAGGAACGACGGCCUUGUAUACGUUUCUGUCUCUACAUCCUGCGAUUAGCAGUAAUUUGCCUAGCCCGGAUACUUUCGAGGAGAUACAAUUUUUUAAUGGCAAAAAUUACUAUAGGGGCCUUGAUUGGUACAUGAGUUUCUUUCCAGCGACGAAGAAUGAAAGUGCUCGGUACUUCUUCGAAAAGUCCGCGACGUACUUCGACGGUGAAUUGGUUCCUCGACGAGCUCACGCGCUUCUACCGAAAGCCAAGCUCAUUACGAUACUCCUAUCGCCUGCGAGGCGAGCCUACUCUUGGUAUCAACAUACCAAGGUUCAUGGUGACGUGACGGCUAAAAAUUAUUCAUUUCACUCGGUUAUCACUGCCACUGACACCGCGCCUAAACCACUUAGGGAUCUUAGGAAUAGGUGUCUAAAUCCUGGUAGAUACGCACAACAUCUCGAGAGGUGGCUCUCAUAUUAUCCAGCGCAGCAGUUACAUAUAAUCGAUGGUGAACAGCUGCGUCAGAAUCCAAUUGAAACUCUUCACGAGUUGCAGAGGUUCCUGAAGAUAACCCCAACUUUUAACUACUCCACGCAUUUAAGGUAUGACCCAAAGAAAGGAUUUUUCUGCCAGGUAACAAACGAAGGUCGUACCAAAUGUCUGGGUAAAAGUAAGGGUAGACAAUAUCCACCAAUGGAGGAUAGAUCCUACAAAUUCUUGCAGAGAUACUAUUUAUCGCAUAACACAGCAUUAGUUAAACUUCUGAAGCGAUUGGGCUCAAGAACGAUACCACAAUGGUUGAAAGACGAUUUGACAGAUACCGUGAUGACCUAGCAAACGAUGCUAAUAUGAAACGUCAGCGAUUCCAAAAUCGAUGAUAUACUUAGGGCGAUUGUCUUGAUCUUACCGAAAGAGAGAGGCUUGUAAAUUAGUGUACAUAUGAUUAUACAGAACAUGAAACUUCGCUUGAGGCUCUUAUUUUUUUUCCGUUUUCGCGUUUUGACGGAGUACUAUCACUUGUAUGUAUAGAGCAGCCUAUAAUACCAAGGGCCUAAAGCAAAGCAGAAAUUAUAACUAGUCACUAAGAAAUUGAAUAGACGCAGGCAGCCUAUGUUAAGCAAAGAAUAAUGCAGCUACUGUUAGUUUACUGGGACUAUGCUAUAUAUUCAUUGCGAAGUAUUUUUGGACCAGUGCCAUUGAUAACUUCGUUUUUUACGUCCUUCAAAAGAUUCAGUCGACACAUCCAUUAUUUGAAUUUCUAAAUUUUGUAAUAAAUUUGAUGCAUUUAAAAUUUAUUCUUUACCAGUUUUCAGAUAUAAUUAAGUUAAUAAAAGAAAUUAUUAGUCGUCGGACCAAAUAGAAAUAUUUCUACGGAUCUAUAAACUCCAAAACACUGCAUUUGUACAAUUCGUAUCGGAUCAUUACUGAAAAACCAAAUUUUAUCACUUAUUUGCAAUAAAACCAGAGAAGAAAAUCAAAAAUAAGAGUAAAUAUUCUAAGUGGAAAAUCUAUUAAUUAUAUCUAUUAUGAUUUACACCAUGUAGAAGCAAUAAAACUUAAAUCCAAAUACGUAUAAUCUAUUUAAUUAAGUUAAAUGUUGAAUUAGUAAUUUUACAAAUGGAGUGUUGAGCACUUGAAUUGCCUAAAUAGAUAACUUUUGUAUGAUUAUUUAUUGUAUCACAAAAUAUCUUUUUGCUUUAUGUAAAAGAUGGUUUAUUAACUUUUUUCCUUGUAACGUAUACAUUGUAAAUUGAUUCUUUAGCUCAGUUUUCUUUUUUUUCUACUCUGGGUCAUUAUUACUAUCAUCAUCAUCAAGGAUAUUUCUUAAUUUUUUUUUCAAUUUCAAUUUCAUGAAUCAACUUGAUAUCUUUGGCGAGUACAUGUAAAACGCCACCGCUAUGUGGCAUAAUUUCGAAUAUGAAUUCUCAUUUCUUGACGUAUUCUAUGUUGUCUAAUUUAAACGAUUCUAGAAACGAUUGUUCUUUACUUCUUCGUCAUCGUUUUUAUAGACUUUUAUCUGAACUUCUUUGAAGUUAUUUUUUGUAGUAUUAAAUAGUUCCUUUAUUUAGCACGGUAUCGUUGAUGGCUGUUCUAAAAGACGUACGAAUCUGUCACUAUUUAUUUCUAUUCUCAAAGGAAACGUGAGAAUAUCUUCCAAAAGAAAAAUGUCUAGACCUAUAUGUUUAUGUAAAAUGGCCAAUAUUAUCACUGUUCUUUAAGCGGCAGAUUCGUUUGGGGCUCUGUCUUUGCAUAUUGGAAAGCUUAUAGGAAGAAGUUGAAGAAUUCUUACAAGUCUUGUUAAGCCACUCAAUAAAAUCAUUCUUUUCAAUUUUUGUUCAGCUAAUUUUAUUUAAUACUUUUUUUGUGUCAAGUUUGUAUUAUUUAACGUAAUCUUCAGUUAACGUUUUGGUGGAAUCUUCCCCCGCCCCAAAAUACAUUCUCACCAUUACGUUAAACACUUCUUUCCUAAUUUUAACAUGAAGAAAAUUCAGGGUACUGUCACCAACAUCAAAAACAAGAUUCAUGCCUUUAUUUUAUUAUGGAGCUCUUAUGCAAGAUCUGCCAAUGUUAGCUUAUUAAACACAUCAACGUUAUUGAACCUUGCUCUGUUUUUAAACAACCUAAAUCGCAGCCUCUCACUAAUCACUAUUGAACCAUGCAGGCAGUUACACUAAUUAUUUCAAUGAGUUGGUCAGUUUCGAGAGUUUAUUUUGCACAAUUUUUCGAAUACUUUUCUGCAUAAUUUUUCAGUACAUCUUUUUUGUGAAGUUUAAUUUCAGGCAAUUAACGUUUCAUCUCUUCUGCGAAUUCUAAUAUAAUUUUGGUAAAAUCUUCAUUAUUAAAAACCUUAAAUGGUCACUCUAAAUUUUCAAUAUUUUUGUAAAUUUGUAAUUAACCGCUUGACACCAAAAAUGUUUCAUUCUCGAUUUUCUGCUGCAUCACUUUGUGCCUUGGAUACAACUAUUGUUUCUGAAGGUAUUUAAAAAAUGUAAUGCCUGGGAGUUAACUCUUCUCUUGAUAAAUUUUUGAUUUACUCCACUUCUUUUAUCUAACUUCUAUCCGUAAGUCACUUAGCACGAAUAAGUUGUCCUCAAGUCAAUUUUAAUGGCAAUUGGUGCACUCAUUUUUCUUCUGAGCUAUGGUACUUUGUUAUGAUUCUAUAAAAUAAACUACAUUGAAUCUCAAAACUCAUCGAGGAGAAAUGUAAAGAAGCAGAGGCGAAAGAAUAUGACGCGCCAUAUAUCGAUUAUUUAUUAUAUGACUGCUUAUAAAACUAUGUACAUUCUUGAUAUAUUGUUACGUGUACAGUUUGAAAAAUUUUGUGACGGUUAUAACGUCUCCUUGUAUAUUUUGACAAUAUAGUUUGAUAAGUAGAUGAUGGGAAUGUAUAUUGCAUCGGUAAAUAUAGGUCGUACUUGUUUGUACAUUACUGUAAAAAGAUAUCGUAUGUUGGUGGAAAUAUGUUGCUUUGAAAGAGGUAUGAUAUCAAUAAUUAUGCUGUAUUUAAGAGGUCGAAGAUGAUUGUAAAUUGUAUUUUUUAUAGAAUUUUUGUGAUUUUUGUUAGUACCCAAUAUUCUCGAAAUGAUAAACCUACAUCUGCAUGAAAGAAUUUUUUGAUAUAUAUUAAAUAAUUUAUAUAAUUGCUCGUGUUCAAUCAUUGAAAGAGAUAAAAUUCUUUGACCUCUUAAAAUGAGUUUUUCAAUGCAAUGUAUCGAAAGAAAGCUAUAAUUGUGCGCAAUAAAUGUACGUAAGAAACCAUUUGCAAUAUAAUGUAAGUCGAUGAAACACGAUCAAGCGAUAGCGGAUUAAUGUUAACCAAUUGUUUUUUCAUGUGACGCAAACAUCCACAAUCAACUAGUCUUCGUAAAAGAAAUAAUAUUUUCUUACUACUCUAGAUGUAACCUUUCAGUAAGAAAAUUGACGAAAUUUAAGUACGCAAUUAAUUCAAUCAGCGAAAAUAUUGUGGAAGAAAAACAAUAAAUCCAUAUCAGGCCGAUAUCUCUGGCAAAGCAUUUUUUAUCAAUUCUCACGAUGUGUUCUCUGACCAUUUGUGUUUAUUACCUCCUAUCAACCGUAGCGGUUUUAAAAUUAGUUAUUAGAUUUACUCUUAAAAAGCAUAUUUAUCAAUUGCAGUAUACUUGCGUUUAACAGUCAUUCUCAAUUACAUAGAGUAUAUGCGAUUUCGGCAGCAAAUCACCUUAAGUUUCUGAAUCUAUAAUUUUAGAUAGCUACUUUUAUUAUUGUAAAAAUAUUUAUAUAUCGUUCGAAUACUAAAUCAAAAAUAAUAGUUAAUAGAUACCAGUACUUACAGUUAUUUAUCAUAAAUUCAAAAAUCAAUUUAAGUUUUAAAUAUACUUAGACAAUUAAAAUUUAAAUAUGCGAGUAUGUUUAUAUAUUUUUGUAUUCGCUUCUAGAGCUCUAUAUGAAACGGAAGCUGUUGAAUGUGUUUGUAAGAUGAUUACGUUGAUAACUUGUAAUAUUUCUAUUUACUUGAAAAUUGAUUUAGAAUGACUGUUAAUUUAAAUUUGACUAUACAUAUUACAUUCAAAUAAUUUGUGAUCGAAAGGCAUAUCAAAGUCCAAAAAUGACUUUAUGGUCAUGGAUUUGCCAUAAAAAUGUUUGUAACACUUCAAAUAAAAGAAAACAAUUGUCAAAUGACGAAUGCAAUGUUAUAAAAUUUACCUUCCAAAUAGAAUUAUCAUCGACGCUACACUCAAUUGUAUUUUCUCAAUGUAAAAAAGCCACAAAUUUUAAACGAUACACGCUUAUCUCAUCUUAUCUCGUAAUGCGUGUGAAAUGUUUUUUCAACACGUGAUGCCACCCACAAUGCCAUGAAUAAAUGUUAAAUAUAUAGGAUCUAUUAACGUUUUUGUUAUUGCGUUUGUACAUUUGUUUUUCUUUUUAUACUGACCUUUGUGCCAUGUGGCAGAUUAACAAAUUAUGUAUAAAAAUCAUUGUUAAUAUGAAUAAUAAUGACUAUG